AUGAGCGCGGCCGUCAAGCGGGUGCGCAUCCAGGGCUGGACCCUCGCCGACAGCUACACCUUCAUCUCCGUCUUCCUGCGCAGAUACGCAACCUCGACUUCCGGAGACACAGGAUCAACAUCUACAUCUACAUCGACAUCGACAUCGACAUCGACAUCUCGCACUGCCCGCCGCCAUUUCCACGACUACUUCGUCACGCAUCUGCCGACCUCCUCGCUGCAUCCAGACUCCCGCGCCUCCGUCGGGCCCCAGCACCACCUCCCGCGCUCAGCCUCUGUCCCGCAUGCCGCCUCGUCCACCGUUGCAGGCACCAGAACCAAUGCCUCCCCGGCCACCAUCUCCCCUGCCUCCGGGCUCGCCAUAGGCCGCGAGACAACCGUCGUCCGCAUCCCUCUGCGCAGUGCAAAGCACCAUUUCGGCGUCUCGCAUGUGCGUGGCUCGCGCCCGACCAACGAAGACACCUACCAGGCCGGCGUCAUCGACCUGCCGGCCUUUGCUCGCCGGGCACCCUUAUCCGUCACCGUCGGCCAGGCUGCCGGGGAAGGCAAUAAAGCGGCCGACAGCGCUACGGGAGACCCCCAGGUGUUCUACUUUGGCGUGUUUGACGGCCACGGCGGGACGGAGUGCAGCGAGUUCCUGCGGGACAAACUGCAUGGCUACAUCCAGCAGACGGCCGUCGAGUUCGGCAUGGAGUCGGCGCUGUCAAAGUGCGUCGAGAGCCAGCGGCUGACCAACAGAGCGGUCCGCCAUCGAGAGCGCGUGGGGGAGGUCAAGUACGGCGUCUCUCCUUUCUCUACUACGUCUUUUUCUACGGAUGACAGGCAGCGCAGCCACGCGGUGCAGGGGGACCUGCCGAUCCUCCAAAAGGCCAACAGAGAACGCAUCGGCGCCAUGGAGAAGAAGCUCGUCGCCGACUGGAGGGAUCUGGUGGGCGGCUACUUUCGACGGUUUCAGCCGCUGCAUUUCUCCUACGCCGGGGCCGAACCGACUGGCAGUGACGGCGACGACGGCCAUCACGGCACCACCAUCAACCAUGCAGAACCCGAUGCAGAAGGGGAAGACAUCCGUGUCAGCGUCCGGUCGGGCGUCUCGAUCGAAGAAGUGGUCGAGUACGCCUUUCUCCGCGCCGACCUCGACUUCGUCUCCGAGCAGGUAUCCAGGAACGACUCCAAACCACCCAUCCCGACCAGCCCCGAGAAGCCGCUCAACGAAUACGACAUCCUGCACCAGCCCAACCGAUACCGCGACAACAUGCCUGGCAGCGGCGGCCGCACACCGCACCACCACCACCACCACAAGACCUUCAAGGGCGGCAGCACCGGCAGCAUCGCCAUGAUAUCCACGCCCACGCCCACCCCCUUCUGGCACCCGGACGCUCCCUCCUCCCUGCUCGUCUCGCACAUAGGCGACACCCGCAUCCUGCUCUGCUCGACGGCAACAGGCCACCCGAUCCCGCUCACGACAGACCACCACCCGUCCUCGCCCGUGGAGAGUGCCCGUCUGCAACGCUACGCCGCGACGUUCGUGACCGACUCGUUCGGCGAGGAACGCAUGUCCGGCCUGGCCAACACGCGAGCCUUUGGCGACAUCGCGAGCAAACGCAUCGGCGUCUCUGCUGAGCCGGAGCUGCGACGCAUCGACAUGCGGCCUGCCGAGUACUCGUUUCUCGUCCUCAUGAGCGACGGCGUCAGCGGCACCCUGAGCGACCAGGAAGUCGUCGAUAUCGUCAAGGAGGCCAAGACGCCGGACCAGGGCGCGCGAGACGUCGUGGCCUUUGCGACCGAGGUGUCUUCGGACGGGGACAAUGCCACCUGUCUCGUUGUGCGGCUGGGGGGCUGGGAGCGGCGCCAGGAGGGCGGCCUGGGGAGCAUGGCCACCAAGGAGGCCAGGGAGUGGAGGAGCAGAGACGCUGCUGAUCCGCGGAAGCGAAGGAGAUGACCAUUGAUAUUCAAUCGAGGAUGAAGAUUAUUCUUGAAGAUUUAUUCAACUGUUCUGUUCUGCUGUGAUAUUGGUUUCGUUCGUUACGACUGCAUAUACCGUUUGCAUAGACUGCUUCUCCUGAUAGUUACUUGUGCUGUCUGUAUAUAUCGACCCGGCCGAUCGCCGUCUUUGCCGGUAAAUAUCCUUCUCCGUCUGGUAGAUUAUAUCAACUCUCUUCCGUCUGGUAGAUUAUCAAUUCAUCAACUUGUCUUGAUAGAGUCUUGAUCCUGCAGCCUCAGCCUGUUGCUCCAUCCACAACUCAACUCACUACAUCUACAUCUACAUCUACAACUACCAUCACCACCAGCAACAUCACCAUCUACAUCGACAUCGACAGCUACAUCACCGCUAUCCGACAUCCUCGACUACUCGUUUCCCGUCGCUAGUCCUCGCUGAUCCGCCAAGUUCCUCCCGGUCGAGCCGCAGCCUCCAUCUCCAGACCCAGAAAAAAAUAUCCAGCAAAAAGCCAGCAGGCAUCAACGACAACCGCAAAGACAAAGACAAGAACAAGAACAAGACAGCAGAGACAAAGCAGAGACGGAAGAGACAGAUCUUGCUCUUCUCGAGGCCGCUUCUCGCUCGACUCAAGUCCCAGACGCUGC
This is a messenger RNA of Trichophyton rubrum CBS 118892, 2582 nucleotides long. RefSeq lists its product as uncharacterized. Gene Ontology annotation, biological process: protein dephosphorylation. NCBI's taxonomy places the organism in Eukaryota, Fungi, Ascomycota, Eurotiomycetes, Onygenales, Arthrodermataceae. The record is from RefSeq and is a predicted model, not a curated record. Bases 1 to 1938 code for a protein of 645 amino acids. Gene Ontology annotation, molecular function: protein serine/threonine phosphatase activity; cation binding. The transcript has 2 exons.